AGAGUGAAUCACUGUAAGUCUCUCUGUGAGAUUCAUUUCUAUCAGAAGUCUGAGAAUCUUAUAUUUCUCAAGACUAUCUUCACACAUCUUGUUCAUGAAAUUGAUGAGAGAAAUCAUCAAUUUCAGUGUUCUAUUCUUGAUAUCAUUCAAGUGAUAGCAGAGUUCACCCUGAUCACACUUUUUAAGUAUGAUGUUAAGAUAAUGACUUAUUACAGUUAUAUUACUCUCACUGUGAGAGAUACACAGUUAGUAAUAAACAUUGUAAAGACUCUGAGAA
Molecule: messenger RNA, 277 nt
Organism: Blastomyces gilchristii SLH14081
Lineage: Eukaryota; Fungi; Ascomycota; Eurotiomycetes; Onygenales; Ajellomycetaceae
Exons: 3
Molecular function (GO): protein heterodimerization activity
Source: RefSeq, a predicted model, not a curated record